AUGGAUACGACGCAGCAGCCAUCGUCUAGUUCGUCAAAUGAACAAGAACAGAGACCAAGCACCCCCGAGCCUCAAACACAACCAACACAGGUGCGAGCUCGAGCUCGAGCUCAUCAUCAUCAUCAUCAUAAUCACAACCAUAAUCACCACCUCUCAGGUUCAAGUUCCAGCAAGCCACUAGCAGCAGCAGCAGAUUUAGAUUUAGCUUCGGCGCCACAGUAUGACCCGGCGCAAGUGCGACACCAGUAUGGUGAUAACAACACCAAUGUUAAGAGCGCACCAUCAACGACCCCACCGCCAACUCCACCCACCAAGCAACGGCAGCAAAAGCAGCAACAAGAUGGCACGUUCUCAAACUUUCAGUUGCCAAACGACAUUUUAAAGAACCUCACACCCAUAGCCAAGUCGCCACCAAAAGACAAAUCGAGAACGUACUUGAGGAGGCAGAGGUACAUUGGCAAAGUCCAAUUAAAGCUCCGUGCCCAACAUAAUCGAAUCGAUAAACAGAUUCGAGAUUGCAAAGAUGAACAAAUGCGAUUGAUCCAAUUCCAGUCUGCUCGAUUAUCUGCUGAGUUUGAAAAUGCUCGCAGUAGGAGAGACGAGUAUCUCCAGUCGAUUCGCGAUCGAGCUGGUAGGUUUGUUCGAGUUGAAACGUUGCCCGUUGAAUCUGCUCCUGUUGAGCAUGUGUUUUUCGCACUGGCUAAUGAAUCUGGAUCUGAUGCUGGUGAAAGAAAAGAUAAAAGACUAGCGCAGCUUGAGAGUUGCUGCCCUCGUGUGGCUGUUGCCAUGGUGGACCUUCAACGACGAUGCCGUGCCGUUGUUUUCAACGAACACAUCAGGUUCAUUCAACAAACUUGCUUUUUGAAUAAAUUUGAAACGAUUUCAUUUACUCAAGUGUUGACUGUUCUCAACUCGGAGUCAAGUAUCAAAAAGAGCCUCGCUUAUAUCAUCCAAUACUUGAAGAUCGCCGCGAAUCAAUACGAAGUCAAGUCUUUUCUUUACUGUUUUAUCAUGAUUUCAGACUUUAUCGACUGCAUGCAGAAUGGUCUGCAUCAUCCCGGGUUCAACUGCAACUCCACCACCAUAAACACUAGCACCACCUCUGGUACAGCUGGGCUUGGCCGGUCCAGCACCCGCGCCAGCACCAGCGCCAGCACCAGUGAAGAGACCAAUUUCUACAACAACUGUAUUUGGGUGAUGCUAUACAAGGUCAGCACUUGUAUGAUCCAGGAGUUUAAAAAAGUCGUCUUUGCCAAACAGGUGAAUGCAAAAUUCAUCAAACACUGGACCACGUUCAAGUUCAUUUUUAAAAUCUUCAAGUGGAAUCAUCUCAAGGGGAUCAAAGAGUUGCUCUACGGGUCAAUUUCGAUUGCCGAUCAGCAGCUUCGAAUCUUGCAAUUUGAACAAGGCUCAAACUUGACUCAUAUAAGUCGGCAACGAACGAAGCUCAACUUGGAGUUGGCGUUGUUGAGUAGGUACAAUGUGCGCAAUUUGGAAGAGUUUAAUUUCUCCGAUGAAGUUGUCAGUUUCACCACGCCCAUUCUCCAGCAUAUUAGAGAAGUGAUGGGCCAGUUGCAAUCAAACAAGCUGAUGCAUAGUUUUAUCCAGAAUCGGCCAAACUUUAUAUGCUUUGACUCGGCGAAAUUCCACAUUCCUGAAAUAUUACCCUUAGAUGAAUGGAGAAGUUUCUGGAUGAGUUUUUAUUUCGAGAAAUACGCCAACAAACGAAGCUUCCCGCUGAAGUUGAAGACGGGUUACUUGGGAGAAAUCGAGCCAUCUUCACCCGCGGGAGUGUUCAACUACCGGGAAAUGAUUGAUUCCAUGAUUGAUAUCGCCUCGCUCGACCUCGCGAGCUGUUAUGAGUAUUUGUAUGAUUUUUAUUUGGAGUUUAGCCAUGUGGUCCCUUCGUUUCCCAAUAUCGAGGGAACAGUGCCGGACAUUUUCAAGAUCCAAAAGCUAAUUGACCAUUUCCGGGGCUCCAAAAUUGGCAAAUUGUUCCACUUUGACGAAGAGUACGACGUGCAGGACCCAACGCAAUUGAAAUACAACAUUGUCACGCAGUGGAUCAAAAAGUGCCAAUUUGAUAAAUUCGACGAGUUUGCCAAGUUUGAAAACUUGUUUGUGAUUGUCAACAGCGCCAAUUUCGACAAUUUGAAGUAUGCCAUUGUUCCUCAAAAUCCAAAUCUCUUGUUUCCCAAGUUUUACAAGAUAUUGACCAAGAUCCAAGAUAUCGAGAUCAACGAGCAACGGGCGCUCCAUAUAGUCGAUGCAUCUUGCAAAAACAGGAUCGAAAAGCUCUUGACUACAAAGCCCAGGCCCAAUUUCGAUGCAGAAAAGUUUUUCCGCAAUGUGCUCUGCUUUAUGAUUGCCCACAAUGACAAAGGUGAUGGUGACGAGGAUGGCGAGGAUGAAGAUGACUAUGAAGAGAAUGAAAUAACGGUCAACUUUGCCCAGCAUUUAAAGUCAUUCACUAGGCAAUGGAACAAGUUGGUCAACACCGACUGCUUGCUGAUCAUGUUUCGAGCCUACUAUGGCUGCGACAUCCCCAAGAAAAACUUGUCACUGCACCUACUAUCCCUCGACCAAAUUCAAGAUGCCAAUUUUGUCACGUACUACAAGACCCAUUCGCCUGCAAUCAAGGCCAUUUUUCGUGGGAAAUGGCUAGCGGCGAUGGAGAGCCGUCACCGGGGUGCUCAAGUCGGCAUGAGCGGCGUUUUCCAUCGGUGCUUGCGGGACAUUGAGAUUUUAAGCGGCGAGAUCUCGCAAUUUACUUCGUAUUUGUAUUUGGUUUACCAGCCUAUUUUCAACUGGAUCUAUGAGGAUUUGGCCAUGCCCUAG
Molecule: messenger RNA, 2838 nt
Organism: Lodderomyces beijingensis
Lineage: Eukaryota; Fungi; Ascomycota; Pichiomycetes; Serinales; Debaryomycetaceae
Source: the annotation of a GenBank genome assembly